Messenger RNA from Panicum virgatum (switchgrass), 1854 nucleotides. RefSeq names its product UDP-rhamnose/UDP-galactose transporter 5-like. Gene Ontology annotation, cellular component: Golgi apparatus. Bases 257 to 1273 code for a protein of 338 amino acids. Gene Ontology annotation, molecular function: UDP-galactose transmembrane transporter activity; antiporter activity. NCBI's taxonomy places the organism in Eukaryota, Viridiplantae, Streptophyta, Magnoliopsida, Poales, Poaceae. The record is from RefSeq and is a predicted model, not a curated record. The transcript has 6 exons.
GCGCACCCCCCCGCAGCUCGCAUCCUACUCCUACACGACCGAUCGCCAUUCAAACUCCCCCUCCCCUCGGCGUCGUCGCUCGCUGGACGCAGGGCACCUGCUGCUUUUUCUUCUGCUCCCAGCCUCCCAGGUGGAGGACCUCCCGUCCCGUCCGUCUCGCAUGCUGCCUCCGACGGUGUCGCCGGCGGCUUCCUCCAUCGCGCCGCCGGUGCUCUGAAACCUGUAUCGGUGAAGGCUCCCGCGUGGAAAUAGGAGCAUGGGUGCGGCGCCGGGAGGCAAGCCGGCGGAGAGCAAGGUUGUGCCGGAUGCUGCGGCGUGGGUGUUCAACGUCGUCACCUCCGUCGGUAUCAUCAUGGUUAACAAGGCCCUGAUGGGUACUCACGGGUUUGGCUUUGUUACGACAUUGCCUGGGAUUCACUUUGCAACUACAGCUUUGGUGGCAUUAAUACUGAAAUCGUUGGGAUAUCUUGAGCCAUCCUAUUUACCUCUUCCAGAGCUUAUGAAGUAUGUCAUUUUUGCAAAUAUAUCAGUUGUUGGGAUGAAUGCUAGCUUGAUGUGGAACUCUGUUGGAUUCUAUCAGAUAUCCAAGUUGUCUAUGGUUCCAGUUUUAUGCAUGCUGGAAGUCUUAUUUGACAAUAUCCGUUACUCAAGGGGCACAAAGCUCAGCAUAAUAGUUGUCCUAGUAGGAGUUGCAAUAUGUACCGUCACUGAUGUUAGUUUAAAUACCAAAGGGUUGAUAUCUGCUACAGUAGCGGUUAGCAGUACUGCAUUUCAGCAACAUUACAUCCAUCACCUUCAGAACAAGUAUUCCCUUAGCGCAUUCAACCUCUUGGGUCAUACUGCUCCAGCCCAAGCAGCAUCAUUGUUACUACUUGGGCCUUUUGUGGACCUUUGGCUGACUAAUAAUAGAGUUGAUACUUACCGUUAUAACAACGUGGUGAUGUUCUUCAUAGCACUGUCGUGCGUGAUUGCAAUUGGAACCAACCUGAGCCAGUUCAUAUGCAUUGGAAGGUUCACAGCCGUCUCAUUUCAAGUUCUGGGCCACAUGAAGACGAUCCUUGUGCUCACCCUGGGGUUCAUCCUCUUCGGAAGAGAAAGCCUGAACGUUCAUGUCGCAUUUGGUAUGAUCCUGGCCAUUGUGGGUAUGAUUUGGUACAAUCAUGCGUCGUCGAGGCCUGGAGGCAAAGAGUGCCAAGAUUACAGGGAGCCGGUCCAGGUAGACAUCGAACAGGUCGAUCAACCGCCACAGGUGAAACCUGACGGGAAGAAUUGAGACGAAAGCCUUAGAGAUUCCACACUCGACAUCCAUUUGCCCCUUCUGGGUGUAGCCGCUUAUACUUGGUAGAGAUGCCGGGAGUACUGUAGAUUUCUCCCAUUUUCAUUGAUGAGCAAGUGAGACGGUGAUGCAACGACACCUCGCGGCAGGAAGAUCACUGAGAUACGCCUGGAGGCAGAUCCCCCGUGAUGUGAUGCCCAACAAACAUGAUCGGCAAAUUGUGUGGUGGUGUAUACUGGUACUACACUAGCCAGUAGGCAGGUAGGGGUAGGAGAAAACGUGCCAAAGAGAUUUGGAUCGCUCAGCCACAACUACCAGAAAGAGAGAACACGUCGAGUCCUGGAAUCAACUAGUUUGGAGCCUGCCAUUGUGAAAAUGUGACUUCUUUCUUUUCUGAUCUGAGAAUUUGCGAUUUUGCUGUUGCAAGAUUUCAGUAGUUUUUAUUUCCACUGUGUAUCAGUAAUUGUUUGCCGCUUGCCCGUAUCAGUAUCAGAGUCGUGGGCUCGUGGCCUAGCAAGUAUGGCUGUGACAGAACCGUCAAAUUAAAACUCAAAUUAAGCAUAAUGACCAUCAUCUGA